This is a messenger RNA of Homo sapiens (human), 9381 nucleotides long. RefSeq names its product solute carrier family 33 member 1 (gene SLC33A1). Gene Ontology annotation, cellular component: endoplasmic reticulum membrane; membrane. Lineage: Eukaryota; Metazoa; Chordata; Mammalia; Primates; Hominidae. The record is from RefSeq and is a predicted model, not a curated record. The transcript is spliced from 6 exons. Gene Ontology annotation, biological process: acetyl-CoA transmembrane transport. The coding region runs from base 1056 to 2195 and encodes 379 amino acids. Gene Ontology annotation, molecular function: acetyl-CoA transmembrane transporter activity.
AUGCUUUUUCUGGAGUCCUGUAGAGAAAGUGCUCUCUGCCGCAUUGAUAGCAGCGAGAGCUGGAGGUGUUGGGUCGGGAGACCAGCCGUUCGAUCCCGCCGCAGGUAGGAGCUGGUUUCCAUCCUGGCACCACGGCACACACCUCCAGCCUCGAGCCCGGCGCUGCUGCCCGGGGGUCUCCUUCAGGCUCUUUGACGCCGUUCCAGGGGGCACCUAUCCAGGCAUCCUCUGGGCCUCUAGCCAGAGGACUGGCUCCCGGCUUCAGCACUCCGGGCUGCAGUAAGAAGUGCCCUUAUCGCUCUGAGCCCUGCCACCAUCCCGUGAACCACCGAAACCCUGGUCCAGCGCGACAGCCUUGGACCUGGGACUGGACGGAUCCAAAACGCUCAGCCUCGGCCCCCCACAGACGGGGCUCUGCAUCGUCUCUGAUAUGUCACCCACCAUCUCCCACAAGGACAGCAGCCGGCAACGGCGGCCAGGGAAUUUCAGUCACUCUCUGGAUAUGAAGAGCGGUCCCCUGCCGCCAGGCGGUUGGGAUGACAGUCAUUUGGACUCAGCGGGCCGGGAAGGGGACAGAGAAGCUCUUCUGGGGGAUACCGGCACUGGCGACUUCUUAAAAGCCCCACAGAGCUUCCGGGCCGAACUAAGCAGCAUUUUGCUACUACUCUUUCUUUACGUGCUUCAGGGUAUUCCCCUGGGCUUGGCGGGAAGCAUCCCACUCAUUUUGCAAAGCAAAAAUGUUAGCUAUACAGACCAAGCUUUCUUCAGUUUUGUCUUUUGGCCCUUCAGUCUCAAAUUACUCUGGGCCCCGUUGGUUGAUGCGGUCUACGUUAAGAACUUCGGUCGUCGCAAAUCUUGGCUUGUCCCGACACAGUAUAUACUAGGACUCUUCAUGAUCUAUUUAUCCACUCAGGUGGACCGUUUGCUUGGGAAUACCGAUGACAGAACACCCGACGUGAUUGCUCUCACUGUGGCGUUCUUUUUGUUUGAAUUCUUGGCCGCCACUCAGGACAUUGCCGUCGAUGGUUGGGCGUUAACUAUGUUAUCCAGGGAAAAUGUGGGUUAUGCUUCUACUUGCAAUUCGGUGGGCCAAACAGCGGGUUACUUUUUGGGCAAUGUUUUGUUUUUGGCCCUUGAAUCUGCCGACUUUUGUAACAAAUAUUUGCGGUUUCAGCCUCAACCCAGAGGAAUCGUUACUCUUUCAGGUAGUGUAUUUAAGCUAUUAUGGUGUUAGGUUUAUUUAUCCUUUUGAAAGAGUGUGUGACGUUGGAGGGAAGCUCAUUAAUUUACUGGAAAUCAUUGUAUGGGAGAUAACUCAAGAUUUCCUUUUUUUCUGGGGAACUGUAUUUUUAAUAACAACAACAUUGGUUGCCCUUCUGAAAAAAGAAAACGAAGUAUCAGUAGUAAAAGAAGAAACACAAGGGAUCACAGAUACUUACAAGCUGCUUUUUGCAAUUAUAAAAAUGCCAGCAGUUCUGACAUUUUGCCUUCUGAUUCUAACUGCAAAGAUUGGUUUUUCAGCAGCAGAUGCUGUAACAGGACUGAAAUUGGUAGAAGAGGGAGUACCCAAAGAACAUUUAGCCUUAUUGGCAGUUCCAAUGGUUCCUUUGCAGAUAAUACUGCCUCUGAUUAUCAGCAAAUACACUGCAGGUCCCCAGCCAUUAAACACAUUUUACAAAGCCAUGCCCUACAGAUUAUUGCUUGGGUUAGAAUAUGCCCUACUGGUUUGGUGGACUCCUAAAGUAGAACAUCAAGGGGGAUUCCCUAUAUAUUACUAUAUCGUAGUCCUGCUGAGUUAUGCUUUACAUCAGGUUACAGUGUACAGCAUGUAUGUUUCUAUAAUGGCUUUCAAUGCAAAGGUUAGUGAUCCACUUAUUGGAGGAACAUACAUGACCCUUUUAAAUACCGUGUCCAAUCUGGGAGGAAACUGGCCUUCUACAGUAGCUCUUUGGCUUGUAGAUCCCCUCACAGUAAAAGAGUGUGUAGGAGCAUCAAACCAGAAUUGUCGAACACCUGAUGCUGUUGAGCUUUGCAAAAAACUGGGUGGCUCAUGUGUUACAGCCCUGGAUGGUUAUUAUGUGGAGUCCAUUAUUUGUGUUUUCAUUGGAUUUGGUUGGUGGUUCUUUCUUGGUCCAAAAUUUAAAAAGUUACAGGAUGAAGGAUCAUCUUCGUGGAAAUGCAAAAGGAACAAUUAAUAUAUAUGCUACUGGACAUUCUAGCAAGGUAAUUGUAGUUUAGUUUUAAUUCGGAGAGCAAUGAUAAUCAGUGCACAGGAGUAUAAAAUAUUAUUUUAAACAGCGAAAUUAAUAAUAUAAAAUGCCAAAUGGUUGAAAAAAUAGAAACCUUUCUGUAUAUUUGAUCAUAUUUUUUUUUUGCCUUGUCAAUGUAUUUAAAGUUUACUUAAGGUCAGGAAAUUCUAAAACAACUUUUCUGGCCUUGUUAUUUGAUGUAUAUCUUUUAAAUUUACUGACCAAAGCAUGUUUUAAGCUGCAAUGCAGUAGUCACGGGUGGUAACCAUGUAGUCAGGUAUUGUUAUUAGUACCUAUCACUGCUGAGCUGUAUUUAAAAUUUUGGUACAAUAUAUAAAAUGGAGAAGAGCUUGAUAUUCAGGUACUAACCACAACUAGUCUGACAUUGUUGGCAGUUAAAAUCUUAUUUUGAAUUGUAAAUUAGUUAAAUUUUAUGUGGAAUUUGCUGAGAAAAGAAUAUAGACUACUGAAAUGUCAUUUUAGUUAUUUUUCUUAUGACCACAUUGUACAAAUGAAUCUGUGUUAAAAAGACUAUUUUAAAUGUAUUUCCUGCUUUUGUAAGCAUUAAAGAUUUAUAAGAAAAUUAUUCAAACUAUUUUUUAUAAAAUGAAAGUUAUGAUUUUUAAACUUAUUGAUUCCUCUUGCCCCUACCCCCUCUUUUUGGAAGAUAUUUUGAUUCCUUAUAAACUUUUACCCUAAGCUUAUAUAUGUUUUCUGUCACAAGUGCUUCCUGGCACACAGACAGCCAAUGGAGGGGAUCAAAUUCAGUGUUGUAUGUAUGUUUAUGGCAACAUUUUGAAAAUAAAAAUUAAAUGUUUUUCUUCAAGUAGUUUUUUUUUAAUUGCUGAGAGAAAAAAACAGUAAAGCUUUCUGAUUAAGUAAAAUUUAAAUGGGCAGUACCAUAAUUUAAAAAACUAAUACUUUAAAGAGAGAGACAAAGAUAUUUUGUGCCUUUGACAAAUUAAAUCUAAUAGUGGAAAAAUGUUUCUUAAUUAAGCACUUUACUAGUGAAAAAGAUCUCACAAUUUAUGCCAAAUCAGGUACUGUAUUUUCAUGUAUUAACACAUAACCUUUUGUUUGAAUACUAUAGUUUUCAGUGGACAGUUGCUAUUCCAAGAAAAUUAAGCUUUUGAGUACUUUAGCAAUUCCCAGCGUAUUACAUACACCCAGUGAUAAGGUUCUUUGCAUGUUUUGUGUUAUGUAUUACUCUGACUCUUUAGAGAUUAUAUAAAUCCUCCAAAAGUUAGACGAAACAAGAUAGUACAUUAUGAGUCUUAAUUUUAUCAUUGUGGAAAAAUGUGUACUAACUCCUGAUUUUGUUAAUUUUAUAACAUAGGUUGAAUUUUAGAGUGGGGUUUUUAUAAGUAAUGGAGGAUAAAAUGGGUGGGAGAAAAUGGCACACAGCACCUGAAGAAAGAUGGGGCAGUGACCUCUAGAACUCAUGCAUUGCCAUUGGAAAGCCUGUGUUGGGCAUCGAUGUCAGAUCCUGAAGAAUCACCUGGAAAAAAUCCCAUCCUAGAGGCAAGGAGGCUACACCAAACCAUACACUACAGUACUUUGUCACAUGGUUGUCCAUUAUCAUGUAUUAGAGUCUAAAUGAUUACUUGAAUAAAGAAAAAAAACCACUUAACUCUUACAUAUGAAAUGUGUUUUGAUUUUUAAUUUUUGGAUUAAGAAACUCAGAUUGCCAUAAUAACCUUUUAUUUCUUCCCGUGUAUAUUAUUACAAAUUAUAUAUACUUUCAAACAUAGUUUUUUUUUUUUUUAAUUGAGACAGAGUCUCACUUUGUCACCCAGGCUGGAGUACAGUGGUGCAAUCUCGGCUCACUGCAACCUCUGCCUCCUGGGUUCAAGUGAUUCUCCUGCCCCAGUCCUCUGAGUAGCUGGGACUACAGGCGCACACCACCACACCCGGCUAAUUUUUGUAUUUUUAGUAGAGAUGGGGUUUCACCAUGUUGGCCAGGCUGGUCUUGAACUCCUGACCUCAAGUGAUCCACCCGCCUCGGCCUCCCAAAGUGCUGGGAUUACAGGCAUGAGCCACUGCGCCCAGCCUUCAAACAUAGUUUUAAUGUCAGUACAUCUUUAAUGACUUGAAGUUUUAAAACAUUUUAAGCCUUUAAGGUGAAAGCCAUUUAAUUAAUUUGCUCUAGAAAUAAGCACAAAAAAUUAUAGUUAAUUUGAAUACAUGUAUGUAAUGCAUGUCAAAAUAACUUGUUAAUAGCUAUGUGCAACUGUGUUGCAUACAUUGAUCACUAAUGGCAUUUAAAAAUGAUCUGCCUAAAUCUGAGGAUCUGUUUAUUAUAAAUCAGUAGUACUAAAAUAUACCACCCUGUUUUUAUGUUGUGGGUGUUUUUCUUGAUUGAUUGAUCCUGAUAAAUUAAACAGUACCUUCAAGUAUGGACUUUUAACUCCUCCAGUUAAUGCAUCAUAUGUUUACUGGCUAAUAUUAGAUUGAACAUUUUUCUCUCUAUGUCAGUAUCUCCAUAUGCACAUUGGUUGCCGCAUAUAUACAUCUGAGUUUGAAAAGUUCUUCUGAGAUUACCUAAAAGUAACACCACAGAUUCCUUCCAUUGUAAAUACUUUAUUUUAUUUUAUUAUUAUUUUUUAGAGACAUGGUCUCACUUUUGCCCAAGCUGGAGUACAGUGAUGCAAUCAUAGCUCACUGCAGCCUCAAAUUCCUAGGCUCAAGGGAUCUUCCUUAGGCUGGAUGCUGUGGCUCACACCUGUAAUCACAACACUUUAGGAGGCCAAGGCAGGAGGAUCACUUGAGGUCAAGAGUUCAAGACCAACCUGGUCAAUAUAAUAAGAACCUGUCUUUAUGACUUCUUUUUUUUUUUUAAUUAUCCAGGCAUGGUGGUACACACCAGUAGUCCCAGCUACUUGGGAAGCUUAGGCGGGAGGGUUACUUGAACCCAGGAGGUCAAGGCUUCAGUAAGCAGUGAUUGUGGUACUACAUUCCUGUCUGGGUGACAGAGUGAGACCCUGUCUCAACAACAAAAAAGGAUCUUUCCACCUCAGCCUCUCUGGUAGCUAGGACUACAGGCACACAGCACUAUGCCCAGCUAAUAAAAAAUAAUAAUUUUUUAUAGAGGUGGGGUCCGCUAUAUUUUCCAGGCUAGUCCCAAUCUCAUAGCUUCAAGCAGUCGUCCAGCCUUGACCUCUCAAAAUGCUGGGAUUACAGGUGUAAGCCACCGUGCCCUGCCCAUGAUAAAUAUUUUAAUUUUGCCUGAUAAGUCAUAAAAAGUUUAUUCAACACCUUAAAUAGAUUUCUCAAUUUUUUAAAAAUAUUAAACCUUUGAAAUCGAAAGUAAUUUUUGGAUUUCACCCCUUUAUUGCAAGGUUUUUGAUGUCUGUGGGAAAAACCCCUGAAUUGCUUGUGAAACUCUGGAUAUGUAAUUUUUUUUCUUUUUCUGAACAGAGUAAAAUCUUGGAUGGGCCAUGAUCCAAAAAUCAUGGUUUUGAAAGUAGACCGUACUAUAAGCCAUAAUCACAAAUCUGAGGUAAUAGUUGUGAAAGUGUUUAAAACAUCCUGAAAACAAUGUUGAAAAAAAAAAUCUAUGAUAAAAACUAUAAAAUCUCUGCAUAUGUUAUACUGUAUUGAACUUGAAACUUUGAAGGAAUUAGAGUAGAUAAGACAUUAAUGGUAGAAGAGAAACCACAGGGGUGAAUUAUAUCCUACAAAAGAGAAAUCUUCAUGAUUUAACCUUUUUUUUCUGAGUGACUUUUAUUUUGCCUUAUUAACAGAAACCUGAGAAAGUAUGUUGCUUUGUAUUAAAUGGUUGAGACCAUUAUUUGAUAUAAAAGCUGAAAAUUUAAUUUUUGUAUUUUGGAGAAUUCUGUGGUUCCAAGUAAUUGAAAGAAUGACUAAAGCUGUAUGUCAUAGACCCUGCUAAAAUGAAAUAACUUGUUGGGAACAUUCCAUGCAGAUUUCCAAAAUGUAUUUUACCUUAUUAUUAGAGAAAGAAAAUAAACUUUUAAAAUAAUCUGAUAACUAGCAUUCAUAUAUUUAAUAAGUAUUUUGGUUACAGAAGGGAAGGUGAUACUGUACAUUGUAACUGCUGAGACUUUUUUUUAACCAAUGUCUUUGGUAGAUAGCGAGGCACAAUUAUUUUCUCUUAGGGAGGAUUUUGAAUACCUAUUGCAGGCUGGGCAUGGUGGCUCACGCCUGUAAUCCCAACCCUUUGGGAGGCCGAGGUGGGUGGAUCACUUGAGGUCAGGAGUUUGAGACCAGCCUGGCCAACAUGGUGAAACGCCGUCUCUACUAAAAAUACAAAAAUUAGCCAGGCAUAGGGUGGCACACGACUGUAAUCCCAGCUACUAGGGAGGCUGAGGCAGGAGAAUUGCUUGAGCCCGGGAGGCGGAGCUUGCAGUGAGUUGAGAUUGCGCCACUACACUUCAGCCUGGGCGACAGAGCGAGACUCCGUUUCAAAAACAAACAAACAAAAACAAAACAAAAACACCUACUGCAGACCAUGUUCUUUUUACUUUAUUUUAUUUUAUUAUUUUUUUGAGAUGGAGUCUGGCUCUGUUGCCCAAGCUGCUCACUGCAACCUCCGCCUCCCGGGUUCAAGCGAUUCUCCUGCCUCAGCCUUCCAAGUAGCUGGGACUACAGAUGUGCACUACUACGCCCAGCUUAUUUUUGUAUUUUUGGUCGAGAUGGGGUUUUGCCAUGUUGGCCAGGCUGAUCUCAAACUCCUGACCUUAGGUGAUCUUCCCGCCUUGGCCUCCUAAAGUGCUGGGAUUACAGGCGUGAGCCACCGCUGCUGGCUCUUUUUACUUUAGAUUGUAUCUGCCUGAUUUGACAAUGCCAAAUUUUUUAUGUAAUCACCAUUUGGUUUGGGACUGAGAGCUCUUUCAUUUUCUACCAGUCAAACCACUAUUAGAGUCUUCAUGUUACUUCCCCAAUUUGCUAGCAAGGUAGAAUCAGCAUGGAUAGCUUAUUUUCCUUAUUGGAAUUCUGUUUUGGAAGAGGCAGGUCUUAUAGCAGGGCAGACUAAUUAAUGUGCUGAACUCAUUCCCUCCUGCUUAAGUGAAUAAAAACUUUUAUUUGACUAUGGAUUAUAAAGAUUGCCUUUAAGGAGCCUUGUUUAUUUUGGGGAAGGAGAAUGGAUAUUUUGUAGGAGAAAAAGACUUUAUAUAGUAAAUGAAAAGUCUAUGGGCUGGGUGUAGUGGCUCAUACCUUUAAUCCCAACACUUUGGGAUGCCAAGGUAGGAGUAUUGCUUGAGCUCAGGAGAUCGAGACCAGGGAGACUGCAUCUCUAUUUUUAAUUAAAAAGGAAAGAAAAAGAAAGAAAGUUCUAUGACUAAUCACCUUUACUCUAAAAAAAUUUUGCCCAAAUGUGUAAUGAAAGAGAUCAUAUUUAAAUAUCAGCAAUAUUAAUUUGCAUAGCUCAUAAGAAGUCUUGACUCAUUUAGAAAAAGGUUGCUACAGUUUAAUAGUUUUUUAUUGUCAAUAUAGACAAUAUAACUUUAUAACAAUUUUAUGUGAAGAAUAAUGAUUAAAUGGCAUGACUGAAAUGCACAAGGUACAGGUACAAUCCUUAGGGAGUUAUCUUAAAUUUCUUUUUUUUUUUUUUUUUGAGAUGGAGUCUUGCUCUGUCGCCCAGGCUGGAGUGCAGUGGCAUGACUCCCUGCACCCUCUGCCUGCUGGGUUCAAGUGAUUCUCCUUCCUCAGCCUCUCCAUUAGCUGGGAUUACAGGUGCCUUCCACCACACCUGGCUAAUUUUUUUGUAUAGUAUAGACGGGGUUUCACCAUGUUGGUCAGGCUGGUCUCAAACUCCUGACCUCGUGAUCUGCCUGCCUCGGCCUCCCAAAGUGCUGGGAUUGCAGGUGUGAGCCACUGCACCUGGCGGGAAUUAUCUUAAAUUUCUAAAAUUGAAUACCCCAGUCAGCUACAAUUAAUCAAUCACUAAUGUAAAUAUUAAAGCCUAUUCUUAUUUUCCUUGAAAUGAUCUUAAAUGUUGGAAAAGUUUAAUUUUGUAGUCAGAGUUAGUGAAAUUGAAAUUUUUUUAUCACCUGCCCCUAUAAAAUUAGAGAAAUAUAAGAUUGGAAAAAAAUUUGAUAUUUAAGAAAGUGGCAUAUUUGAACCAGGUGUGUUGGCUUACACCUGUAGUCCCAUUAGUUUGGGAGGCUUAGGCAGGAGAAUCACUUGAGGUCAGGAGUUUGAGACCAGCCUGGCCAACAUGGUGAAACCCUGUCUCUACUGCAAAUACAGAAAUUAGCCGGGCAUGGUGGUGGGCACCUGUAAUCCCAGCUACUUGGGAGGCUGAGGCAGGAGAAUCGGUUGAACCUGAGAGAGGGAUGUUGCAGUGAGCCGAGAUUGUGCUACUAUUCUCCAGCCUGGGCAAUAGAGUGAGACUCAGUCUCAAUUAAAAAAAAAAAAAAAAAAUGCGGCCGGGUCCAGUGGCUCACGUCUGUAAUCCCAGCACUUUGGGAGGCCAAGGCAGGCAGAUCACUUGAGGUCAGGAGUUGAAGACCGGCCUGACCCACAUGGAGAAACCCCAUCUCUACUAAAAAUACAAAAUUAGCCGGGUGUGGUGGCCCAGGUCUGUAAUCCCAUCUACUCGGGAGGCUGAGGCAGGAGAAUCGCUUGAACCCGGGAGGCAGGGGUUGCGGUGAGCCGAGAUCGCACCAUCGCACUCCAGCCUGGGUGCAAGAGCGAAACUCUGUCUCAAAAAAAAAAAGGAAGUGGCAUAUUUGGUAAAUUGAUAAAUUACCACUGUCAAAUUAUAUUGGUGAGUCUAUAUCUAUUGUUGUCCCCAGAUGUUGCCUUUGCAAGAAUUAGUGUAAAAUUGGAAAAAAUACUCAAUGUUGAAAGCUGUCAUUGUUGAGAUCUUUAUGAAAUUAUUGUGCCCAUGUCCAAGUUUGAAUUAGAGAUACACAGCACACAAUCAUUUCUGUUACCACUUUUGGAAUAUCUAGCAUUAGCCUUGAUAGUUUUGUGUGGUGUGUUUUGAGUAUAUCUGAACUGUUAGUUAUAUUUGGUUAAUUUAUUAAAAGAUGUGUGUUAAACCUUAAUAUUUAUGCAGUGUUUAAGUAUUUGGAAUAUAUUUGAAAUAAAUUAUCCAGUGUUUUAGAUAAAUGGUUAUUUAAUUGCUUAAAGUGAUUCUCUAAAAAAUAAAACAUUAAUGAAA